Miscanthus lutarioriparius is the source of this 1191-nucleotide messenger RNA. NCBI's taxonomy places the organism in Eukaryota, Viridiplantae, Streptophyta, Magnoliopsida, Poales, Poaceae. The record is from the annotation of a GenBank genome assembly.
AUGUCGGAAGGCGCCCGGCCGGCGGCCGCGCGGAAGAUCGUGAAGUCGCUACAGCGGUGCGCGCGGCUCUCUCUGGAGCGUCCGCCCUUCGGCGCUGCUCUCGGCGACUAUCACCAGUUCCCCCGGCCAUCGACGUCACCUGCCGCUGCAGCGGCAACGGCAGCGACCCCCGGCGGUCGCGGAGAGGUUUUUGAUGAGGGGAUCGUCGUCAGGAUGCCGCUAAAAAGAAAAGCUCCCUAUGGAGAAUGUGAUACAGCUGAGUCAACCGGAUUGAGUGUGGCCAGUUCUGGGUUCAUUCAAGGAGUCGGCAGUCCACGAAUGACCCCAAUUUCUGGAAAUACUGCUAGGAAAUACAAGUCAAAGUCUGAAUACACCAAAGCUGGACCUCAGACACCCACAUUAAAUGCUGGCAAGUAUAAAUUCGUUGAUCUGGUUCUGGUUAAAAAGAGGCGCAUGUAUGACAUUACAAAUGUCCUUGAAGGAAUUGGUCUGAUAGAAAAGAAGUUGAAGAACAGAAUCUGCUGGAAGGGUUUGGAUAAAUUGGGACCUAACUUGGAUGAUGAUCUUUCAGUUCUGAAGACAGAUUUUGAAAAUCUUAAUCUACAGGAGCAAGCAUUAGAUGAACAUAUAAGUAAAAUACGGGAAAAGCUGAAGGGCUUAACUGAAGAUGAAAGCAACCAGGGGUGGCUAUUUCUUACUGAAGAUGACAUCAAGGAGUUGCCCUGCUUUCAGAACCAAACACUAUUUGCAAUAAAAGCACCUCAUGGGUCUUCUUUGGAAGUGCCCAAUCCUGAUGUGAUGACUGGCGAUAGCCUUCAAAGGAGAUAUAGAAUAGUAAUACGGAGUACUACGGGUGCAAUUGAUCUUUACUUGGUUAGUAAAACUGAAGAAAAAAUGGAGGGAGAGCUGGAUGAUGCUGCAGCACCAGCAGGGCACACAAAUGUGGCAAAGCAUGACUCCAUAAAACGCCCCAGAACAAAAAGAGCUUGGCAAAUGAGUAGAGAGGAGGAGGUGGUGCUUAAGGCUCAGGAGACCCAGAAAACUCCAGAUCUAAAUCCCCCAUGUCAUUCUGAAGGAGUGCUGAGGAAAAUUAAUCCUUCAGAUGUUGACAGUGGAGCGGACUACUUGCUGUUUACAGACACUGAUGUUAGCAUCAGUGAUAUGUGGAGAACAGAACGUAUCCUUUUUUGA